Budorcas taxicolor (takin) is the source of this 591-nucleotide messenger RNA. RefSeq names its product proline rich 15 (gene PRR15). Lineage: Eukaryota; Metazoa; Chordata; Mammalia; Artiodactyla; Bovidae. The transcript has a single exon. The record is from RefSeq and is a predicted model, not a curated record. The coding region runs from base 1 to 381 and encodes 126 amino acids.
AUGGCCGACGGCGGCGGCACCGGCGGCUCGGGCUCCUGGUGGAAUUCGCUAACGAACAGCAGGAAGAAAAACAAGGAGGCCGCCGGGGGUGCGCAGCCGCCAGCCCAGCCUGCCCCCGGGGAACCCGCGCCGCCCGUCCAGGACUGGACGAGCAGUUCCCGGGAGAAUCAGCACCCCAGUCUCCUCGGGGGCGCCGGCGAGCCCCACAAGCUAGACAAGUUGGGCGGGGAGAAAUCGGGCAACAGCCGCCGAAAUUUGAAGAUCUCGCGCUCAGGCCGCUUUAAGGAGAAGAGAAAAGUGCGUGCCACUCUGCUCCCCGAGGGAGUCAGGUCCUCGGAGGAAGCGAUCUUCCCUGGUGACCCCCACGACGACAAUCAAUAGCUCGAGAGCUCCAAGACUCUCUUCCCGUCACACCUCCUCAGCCCCCAGUUCUAACCCCGAGAAUUCUGACCCUCUAGUCUCAUCCCGCCUAAUUCAGAAUAUUCGCACCAGGCCUCCAGAUUUUAUUGUCCUGGAAACUGAAGUGACAAUUGAGUGUUCCGGUAGUUCACGACGCAAGGAUGCAUUAGAUAUUUAUUCGUGGUAAGAGAA